AUGCAGGACGUUUGUCAUCUGAAAGAGGCCAAGCGGACAAGGCUGAGGAAGAAACAUCAGGGCCAUCAGCCAACAGAUGCCCAGGUGUUGGCGAGCAUCAGCUCUAAAGAGCUAGCCAAGCACUGCCGCAGGAAAACCCGGGGAGUGGAGGAGACCCGUGCCCUCAUCAAAAGUCUUCUAGACUCAAUGUGGCAGCUUGUUGACGGCACCGGGCUGCACCUCAUCAACCACGACCACAUGUCUCGAGUGUGGGAGGGUGGAGAUGCAAUGCAUUGCACACUCAAGAUGUACAAGCUUGAGGGUGUUUCAAGGUGGAAUUUGAACCGGUCAGCACAAGCACUUGGUAUGACUGAGACAUCCUGGACAAAGAUAUAUGACAUACGCUUGAUUUACAACGUGAAUGCGCUCAGCCACAAAGUCUUGGGAAAACCUCUUCUUCCAGAGUUUAUCCCCCCUGGGAAACCUACCGGAGAGCGUAUUGCUGUGGAGUAUCUUCUCGCACAGUCCAACAGAGGAGAUCUUCUGAGACAGCAGGUUGGUGAUAUUGAUGAUGAGGAUAAUGAUGGCAUCCUGCCAGAUAUCUUCGAUGAAGACCUCGAGGAUGAAUGUCCUGAUUUGACCGUACCACAGGCUCAUGACCUCACAUUGCAGGAAAUUGAAAGCGGUGGCCCCAGGCCCAGGUCAGAUCCCCGGUCCCCAUUUGAGGAGAGUUAUGCCUCUGCAAGACCCGUCCACUCCCCAAUUGAGGAGAGAGAUGCCUCUUCAAGUCCCUUCCACUCCCCAAUUGAUGAGAGAGAUGCCACUGCAAGUCCUGUCCACUCCCCAAUCGAUGUCCUCGCCUCAUUUGAAGAGAGUGGGCUCGUUACUCCAGCUCCGAUGACUAAGACAGGAAAGUCAGACAGCUACUGGAGGGACCUCUGCAUAAAAUAUGCCCAGGGCCAAUACCGCUUCUCGACUGGCAAACGGCCAGGGGCCAAGAAAUGGAAAAAGGCCUUGGAGAGUUCACUAUGCAGGAUUCGUUAUGCCAUCAAUGCAAAAGCCAACAGUACUAACACCGAAGCCAACGCCAUCACCACCGAAGCCCACACUACUACCACCGAUGCCAACGACAUCUCUGCUCCCUCCUUCAAAUAG
Messenger RNA from Gadus macrocephalus (Pacific cod), 1134 nucleotides. RefSeq lists its product as uncharacterized. Bases 1 to 1134 code for a protein of 377 amino acids. NCBI's taxonomy places the organism in Eukaryota, Metazoa, Chordata, Actinopteri, Gadiformes, Gadidae. The record is from RefSeq and is a predicted model, not a curated record. The transcript is spliced from 6 exons.